This is a messenger RNA of Dufourea novaeangliae, 1605 nucleotides long. It is a transcript of the gene Dhod, whose product is annotated as dihydroorotate dehydrogenase (quinone), mitochondrial. Gene Ontology annotation, molecular function: dihydroorotate dehydrogenase activity. Gene Ontology annotation, biological process: 'de novo' pyrimidine nucleobase biosynthetic process; pyrimidine ribonucleotide biosynthetic process. Lineage: Eukaryota; Metazoa; Arthropoda; Insecta; Hymenoptera; Halictidae. The record is from RefSeq and is a predicted model, not a curated record. Bases 257 to 1432 code for a protein of 391 amino acids. The transcript has 2 exons. Gene Ontology annotation, cellular component: mitochondrial inner membrane; cytoplasm.
CACGAGUGGCAAACAUUACUCAACAUGUGCUUUUCUUUGCAAAAAACUAAAUUUGAAAUUGAAGUAACGUAGACUCAAGUUUGAUUAAACGGAAGAAAGUUGAAUGAAAUAUUAAUCAAGAUGUUGUUUUACCUCUUAAAGUUAGCUUAUAUACAAAGUUUAAUGCAAAAUACAAUACGGCGUACAUGUAUUCAGGGUUGUUUAUAAAAUGAACAGUGUACUUACUUGAAAGAUACACGUCGUUAGAUAUUUUAAAAUGGCUCGACGAUUGAGUGGCAAAGCAAAGCUGAAGUCACUGUUGACAGUGACUAGUACGGCCGUAACUUUAUUUAGUGGCAUUUGCAUUUAUCAAGGCAAUGAGAAGUUUUACAACAGAUUUGCAGUGCCUCUGAUCCAGUUGGUGGAUCCAGAAUUCGCUCAUGUAGCUGCUGUUAAGAUUUUACAGUGGGGUCUUUUAGGAAAACAAAAUGCAGAGGAUCCAUCCUCUCUUGGAAUCAAUGUUUUGGGGCUACAGUUUAAAAACCCAUUAGGAAUGGCUGCUGGAUUUGAUAAGCAAGGAGAGGCGGUGGAAGGCUUGCACAGAAUAGGUUUUAGUUUUGUAGAGAUAGGAUCCAUUACACCAAAGCCUCAACCUGGUAAUCCCAAACCAAGGGUGUUCAGAUUAGUAGAAGACAGUGCUGUUGUCAAUAGGUAUGGUUUCAACAGUGAAGGUCACGACAUUGUGUGGCACCGUUUAAGAAAGCUAAAAGAUAACAAAAACUUUCAUGGUAUCAUCGGGGUGAACUUGGGUAAAAACAAGACGUCAGAGGAUGCAGCUCAGGACUAUGUAGAAGGCAUUAAAAAGUUCUCGGACGUGGCUGAUUACUUUGUGAUUAAUGUGUCUAGUCCGAACACUCCUGGAUUGAGGUCCUUACAGAAUAAAAAGGAUUUGGAACAAUUGCUAAUGAAGAUAAACGAAGUCAGACAAUCGAUAGAAAGCAGGCAACCGCUCCUCUUGAAACUUGCCCCGGAUCUGUCCGAUUCGGAGAAGCAGGAUGUUGCAGACGUGAUACUAAAGAAGAAAACCAAAGUAGACGGUUUAAUAUUGUGCAAUACCACGAUUACUCGGAAUAAUUUAACGAGCUCGCUUAAAGAGGAGACCGGUGGGCUCAGCGGAGCUCCGCUUACCGAUGUGUCCACCGCGAUGAUUUCCGAUAUGUAUAAGCGAACCCAUGGUACCGUUCCUAUCAUUGGGGUCGGUGGCAUUUUCACGGGAGCAGACGCUUAUGAUAAAAUUAAAGCUGGUGCUUCGUUGGUCCAAUUGUACACAUCGUUCGCGUACAGAGGACCACCGGUAAUAGGGAAAAUUAAACGAGAAUUAAACGAAAUGCUGAAACGGGAUGGUCUAGCGUCUAUCAAAGAAGCAGUCGGAAAGGACGCCGACGUCGGAUAAAUUGUUUUAAACGAUUUUGAAGUUUUAAUGGUUACCUGUUAAUUCUAUUCAUUUUAAACAACAUGUAUUUAAUACGGACGACAAUUGUUACCAUUUUUUUUUUACAGGAGUUACAGGAUUGUUAUUGUAUACGGCAUCGAUAGAUGUAUCGAUAAUAAAAAAGUCUAUACGGU